Messenger RNA from Nematolebias whitei (Rio pearlfish), 2814 nucleotides. Its product is annotated as zinc finger FYVE domain-containing protein 1. NCBI's taxonomy places the organism in Eukaryota, Metazoa, Chordata, Actinopteri, Cyprinodontiformes, Rivulidae. The transcript has 12 exons. Gene Ontology annotation, molecular function: metal ion binding. The record is from RefSeq and is a predicted model, not a curated record. Bases 76 to 2043 code for a protein of 655 amino acids.
GUGAUUGACAGGAGUCAUGUUGAACUUUCGUUUUGUUUCCUGCUGUCAUAAAUAUGUCUUAAAGAUUAGAGCACGAUGUCAGAAAUCCUGAUGAUGGAGAUGGAAAGUGUGACUGUCGGCUCCGUGAAGCCGGAGGAGCGCGUGCAGGACACCCGGAGCUUUCUGCUCGUGGACGAACAGGAAAACCUGCAGGUCCACAACGAGGCAGACUUUUUGGAAAGACUUGGCUGUGCAGAUGUUGCAGGGGUCAAGGUCCUCUCCAUCUUUGGCAACACCGGAGAUGGCAAGUCCCACACGCUAAACCACAUCCUGUUUGACGGCGAGAGUGUGUUUUAUACUUCCAAGUCUCCCAGCUCCUGCACGGUGGGAGUGUGGGCCGCCUAUAAUCCCUCUCUCAGCCUGAUUGCCCUGGAUACAGAAGGCCUGCUGGGAGCAGCAGCCAAUCAGAACCAGAGAAUGCGUCUGCUGUUGAAGGUUCUGGCGGUGUCUGAUAUUGUGGUGUAUCGCACUCGGGCUGAGCGCCUCCACAACGACAUGUUCCAGUUCCUGAGCAGUGCGUCCAGGGCUUACCUGAAGCAUUUCACCCGGGAGCUGAAAGCCCUGUCCACCCGCUGUGGACUGGACGUGCCUCUGUCCUGUCUCGGGCCCUCCGUCAUCGUCUUCCAGGAGACGACGCACACCCAGCUGCUGGGCCACGACUCCAAGGUGGCCGGCUCUGCCGACACGCUGCUCCAGAAGCGUUUUCAUGACCUGGGUUUGGGGACGGAGGCCUUCAGCUCGGUCCAGUACGUCGGCACCCAGACCAUCACCCCCCCCACAGACUACAGCCGGCUGCUGGAGGCCGUCAGGCAGCAAGUGAAGAACACUCACACGCGCUCCCCACGCCAGCCGGGGAUCGUAUUUCGUGCACUGGAAGCUCUAAGCGAGCGUUUCUGCGGGGAACUAUCUGACGACAGGAUGACUCUGUUCUCCUUCUUCCCUGAUGAGUACUUCACUUGUUCCUCUGUGUGCCUCAGCUGCAACAUCCGCUGUAAAAAUGGGAUGAACCACCUGAGGGACAGGAUCCCCCACAUGGCCGACGGCCUCUGUCAGUUCGCUCAUCAGUACAACAACAAGGUCCUCAUCUGUAAGAGGUGUUACGAAGGAGGCAGAGAGGUGAUCGUUGUGCCUAAAACAUCAGCUUCCUCUGACAACCCGUGGUUUGGACUGGCCAAAUACGCCUGGUCUGGGUAUGUGUUGGAGUGUGCCAGCUGUGGGGUGAUCUACCGCAGCAGGCAGUACUGGAUGGGCAAUCAGGACCCUGAAAGCAUCGUGGUGCGUUCUGAGGUCAAACAUGUCUGGGAGGAUUCCGACACGUUCCUCACCAACCACCAGAACGCUGCUCAGAGGGUUCUGGAUGGGAUGAGCUUUGUGAUCCAGUCGGUGUCAGAGUACAGCACUGGCCCCACGAAAGCCGUCACAGCCUGGCUCACCGACCAGGUGGCCCCUCCAUACUGGAGGCCCAACGUGGAGAUCACUGCCUGUCAUGGAUGUCAGAAGAUGUUCGAGGAGGCAGAGAGGAAACAUCACUGCCGAUCGUGCGGUGAAGGUUUCUGCCACCCCUGCUCCAGCCACAGGAUGCCCGUCCCAGAGAGGGGCUGGGGCAGCGGUCCAGUCAGGGUGUGUCAGGACUGCUACCGGCAGGGGGGGGCACCUGACACCAACAACCAGGCAUGUAAGGUGGAGCCUCGGGGUCUGAUGGCUCGCAGGGUGACGGAGGUGGCCCAGUCUACUCUCGACAUGGUGACUACAGCUGUGGAUUACCCACUCUGUUUCGUGAAGGACGUGGCUCGACCAGAUUACUGGGUGCCGGAUCAGAACAUCAUCCAGUGCCAUCAGUGCUCCAAAACCUUCACUGCAGCCAUGUCCAAGCACCACUGCAGGGCCUGUGGGCAGGGAGUGUGUGGCCCCUGUUCCACACACAUCAAACCCGUGCCCUCCAGAGGCUGGGACCACCCGGUCCGAGUGUGCGACGGCUGCUUCGCCCGCUCCGACACAAACUGAAGCGUCUCCAUCAGUUGGCCCACAGCCACCUGUGUGAGUCAGCACUGCAGCUCCCUGAAACCAGGAGGGACUGAUUUACCAGAACUGGAACUGCUCUCUUUCUGUGGGACUCUUCAGGCCGCCCAGAUGGGUAAAACCCUGCCGUUGUGGUCGUCUCCUCCUAACAGGCUGAUUCUGGGUCAGUUCUGAAACACAAAACCUGCUGUAGCUCACAGCUUUAGGACUAACUGGACCAAUCACAAGCUGCUUUUAAAACGUUAACCUUUAAUCUCCUGAAGUGUCAGUUUAUCACAGCAGAGCUUAAACACAAGUGCACUCUAGUGGGGGUCUUCCUUGUUUAUUUUAUUAUGUUCGCACGUCGAUGCAGCGGGCUGUUCUGCUUCAGAUCGAAGAGUUUAUUAAAUUAGCCAAACGAGGGGACAAAUCAAAGGGAUUUUACUGGGAAUAUGAAGCAAUCCCCCACCCUCAUCGACUCGUUCGCAGAGCUUAGAACAGCUCAGGCUCCUCUGAGCUGUCUCACCUCUAAGCAAAGAGAAAUACUACGAACUUUAAAGUAGAAAUACUACGAACAUUAAAGUAAAAAAAACGUAGCUCAGAGUGACGCUGGAGCAAGAAGACACAAAACGAGUGAGUGCAGCAGCAUGUGCCUUCAUGGGUUUCUGUUCACCCUGGUUUUUUUUAGCCACUAAGUUUGUUUUAUGGAGAUUUCUGCAUAAAUACUACAGGUAAAAAUAUUAUUUGUGCCUAUUAUUAAGGUUAUCAUUUACAGCG